CCGUCAAGCCGCCGCUCAGACCUCACGUCUGCUGCUGGGCCCUGGGCCAUGGGCCACUGACGGUACGCCGUUACCACUUUCUCCCAUAGGAAUCUUGCAGACCGCAAAGUCCCCCAGAUUUCUGGCUUUUCCCUUCGCUUCUCGCCUUCUCGCCUUCUCCCAGCUUCCAGCUUCCAGCUGCCUUCCCAAGCAUUGCGACCCUGCCUCUUUCCUCUUGGCCUCUUCCGUCCCCGGUUCAAAUACCUCAGCUCGUCCCUCCACUCACCCUCCUCUCUUGUUUACUCCCUCGUCUGCCUCUUACUUCCGGGACAUACCCUCCUUGGCCAUAUCAUAUGUCGACAUCAUCUGAUAUCCACGCCUUCGCUGCCUCGUAUUGACCCUUCGACUCCCUUCGGCGCAUCGUUACAUCUAAACUGUCAACUGUUUGCUAUCUCUGCCGGCCUCAUCCCAUCGCUUGGAAAGAAAAAGGGAAGGGAACAUAACAUUUUACUUCGGGUCACAGUCUUUGCGCCAUUCAAAAGAUGUCAUUUGUCCCUCAGGAACAGCACCAACUUCCCACUCCCUCUGAUACUCCCAAAGCGAUGGAGCAAGAAGAACCUUCGCCAACGUCGUAUCCCAACCACUCAACCACCUGGACCCCGGUCGAUAGCGUGACUCCCAUAUCAACCAACCCGUCGAGGAAGCGCUCCCGUGACGAGACCGCGUUCGACGUCGAGGCGGACGGCUCUUAUUUCGCUUCGGUUGACACCCCGGCUCCGAUUCCUGAAGAAGAGCCCAUUUACGGCGAGGGAAUGGUCUUGCUCAAUCCGAAAACAGGCAUCUCGGUCUCGGCGGAGAGCCAGACGGGCACAUGGUACGAAGAGAAGGAGGACGAAAAAGCACUCAAGGAAGAGAUUGCUGCGGCAUAUGCUCGGCCCAAGCUGCCGACCAGUCGCAAAUCGGUCAGAUUGUCUCAGACGUCGCUCCGCCUACCAAUAGAGACCAAUAUCGCCUCGGCGCCAGCUAGUCCCCCAAAGACAGCCGUGGAGCGACCAGAGUUUGAUGAGGCGACUAUCGCGCUCGGUAUCGGAUGGACUAAGAUGGAGUCGGAAAGCGAAUCAAUGCAAGCCGCUGCCAGAGGCUGGGCGAAAUACCUGGACAAUCACUACUCGAGGGAUAUUCACGGCGCUCAAAUCCUCCUCAAGAAUGCUGGCCUCGACGCAUACCUUGUUGGCUGCCAAGAAGGUUUCUUCCUCUUCAGUGAAAGUCUCUUGGAAGGCAAGCUUGUCGGCAGAACGUGGGAAACUUGCCUUCACAAUCUGAGAUGCCAGCCUAUGGUCUUCGAAGGUGACAAGGUAUUGCGAGCCGAGAGCACACCAGGCCCGGAGGCUGCUCAGUCUCAGUUGUCGGAAAAAGUCCAGAUGGAGAAUUGGGCUGACUAUCAUCGGCUUAACCAUCCCCAACCGGUCGCUGUCCCUAACGGAGGCAUGGAUCUUGACUGAACGAGGUCUGUCCGCUCCAUGGGGACAACCUGCCCAGCGUCAGAAUGAUAGGGCAAGCAAGGUCGAAUCGGGAAGCCGACUUUGACUGUAAUCAGCGCUGAAUCAUCAGAACCAGCCGCUUUGACAGUCCGGCUCUAGCCUUUCACCAACUAGGCGAACCCUCCACGUUCUCGAUCGAUCUUGGCCAGCGCAUGGCAACGCCACCUCCCCGUCAGAGAUAUCAUCGGGAGGGGAUCCGCAUCAGUUGUGCAGAAAGUCAAGGCAGGCGAGCAUACAAGUCUCCUCGAAUACAACUGUCAUAUGCGCUAGACUAUACGUGCACUUGGCUUACCUGGCCGAUGACCAGAAGUUUACCUACCGCAUAAGAUUCUUCUGGCCCUGCAGAGUGUGUCAGCGCCAAUCCCAAUAUCGUCGCGGAGCACAGGAGCUUAUCGCACCCGCCAUGAAUGCCAAUUUGCAUUUGUCCUACCUCCAGUACCAAAAAAAAAUCUGUAUAAUGAAACGCCUCAUGUAUUAUUCUGAAAAGCCCGGAGCUACGAACAGAUGGAAGCAUGAGGAUCGCCGCGGGCUGCCAUACUGGGCUGUUAUAUCUUGAUGGCCACCAAUUCGGCAGUUACCCCACUACAUAUUUCAUCUCAAACACUUCAGCCUGAAUGUUUUCAAAUCCUUCGAGAGGGUAUUGAGAUCUUUCAGUCUCUUCGGACCUGUUCCCGCUGCUCUCGAGCCAUACCCAGGUUUUGCUGCCACUCUCGUCUUUGCCGCCGAACGCGGCAACACUGUUCGUCGCCUCACCCAUCUGUUUGAAGGCUUUAUGUUGUUUCUGUACCGAGCUGCUCAAGUCCCAUCCCCCAGCACCCGUGCUUGCAAAUGGGCUGUUGUUCCACUUCAAAGCCCAGUUGUCAAUCAUUGAUUCAGGGACUUGAUAUGCUGUGACCCUUAAUCGCUUGGGUCUUCCUCCAUCCUCUUGGCCCAAAGCACUGAUGUCUCCAUCAACAUGCCGCACAAGCGCAACAGUCAUAUAUUCGCCAAUGCUUUUGGCCAGGGCCACUGCAUCCGGGGUCGAGAGGAAUGCAAUAUGGUCAUCUCCGCUCUGCCAACCGCCGACAAGAUAGUACACGUCCUCGGUUGUCGGGUCAAUGGAGUGGUAAAGUUGGAAAGGAACUCCAUUCGCAGCGGAAGUGGCGAGGCCGCAGGCUCGAGUCCAGGUGGCAGUGAAGGAGUCGGUUAGGUUGGAAGACAACGAAGGGUGCAGGCGCACGGUUGCCAAUUCGAUCAGAGGCAUUUCUCAAUCAAGACCCAGGCCCUGAACUUCUAGCGGAAGAGAAGAAACUAAGUGUGAAGAGCUUGACGACCCUCGGAGGAGUCGAGAUUUUCAUCAGAACUCGAGCAUCCAGCGCUUUAUAUGUACAAUUCAUCAUGGCCAACGUCUCGGGGCUGUUCCCUUCCUGGCGGUGCGGACACGCGCGAGUCUCACAGCUCUGUAUCAAUCGAAAUUGUGCUUAGGCAGGCUGGUGAAGCUGCAGAGCGAGCCAUGAUCGGCAUUGCAGCUUCCCGAUGCAGAAAUUCGUGCCUUUGCGGAAAUAGUAAGGUUGAGCCGACCUCAUUCAGGACUGCAUACGCGGAACACUUACUUGAUAAUACCAGGGUGCUGACUGUCAGCAGCAGGUAGCGAUGGUGGCGAAGAAGGAGUGGGAGGAUGCGACUGAGAUGGCGUGGAUGGCUCGCAACUGCAGAGACAUGGUGGUGUCUCUCUGAUCCCCCGUAGACACUAGGGCUGA
Molecule: messenger RNA, 3259 nt
Organism: Cladophialophora immunda
Lineage: Eukaryota; Fungi; Ascomycota; Eurotiomycetes; Chaetothyriales; Herpotrichiellaceae
Exons: 1
Coding region: 522-1481 (319 amino acids)
Source: RefSeq, a predicted model, not a curated record